CGGCUAAAGCGACGUGUCCUUGUCCCUCGUGGGCAGCCUCGGCGCGUGCGGCCGCGGAUCCCCUGGUAAGGUGGGAGUCGUGAGUCCGGCUGCCUCCCUCCCGGGACAACCAGUCCAGAGCCAUGAAGACUAAGAGCCGGCCCCCACGUCGCCGAGCCCCGCCGCAGGACGCGGAGGCCGCCCCAGGGGAGCGCACUCCGGACAGGUCCUCGCCUGACACGGGCCCUGAUCCCUCUAAGGGAGUGCGGAGCCGGGUGGCGCGAGCGACUGGGGCGCGGACUGAGGGCGGGCGCAGGCGGCCAGGGCCAGGGCCAGGGCCGGGUGGCCGGCGGGACAGCAGUGUGCAGCGGCGACUGGAGAGCAAUGAGCGCGAGCGGCAGCGCAUGCACAAGCUCAACAACGCCUUUCAGGCGCUGCGCGAGGUCAUCCCGCAUGUGCGCACGGACAAGAAACUUUCCAAGAUCGAAACGCUAACUCUGGCCAAGAACUACAUCAAGUCUCUGACGGCCACCAUCCUGACCAUGUCCAGUGGCCGCCUGCCAGGCCUGGAGGGGCAGGGCCCCAAGCUCUACCAGCACCUCCAGCAGCAGCAGCAGCAGCAGGUGGGGGCCACGCUGGGCACCCCUGAGGCCCAACCGCAGGGCCACCUGCAGCGGUACUCCACGCAGAUCCACAGCUUCCGAGAGGGCACCUAGGCCUGGCCCUGGGGGUGGUGGCAGUGGCAGCCAGCCUCCUCAUCC
This is a messenger RNA of Nycticebus coucang (slow loris), 740 nucleotides long. It is a transcript of the gene BHLHA15, whose product is annotated as basic helix-loop-helix family member a15. The record is from RefSeq and is a predicted model, not a curated record. The coding region runs from base 123 to 695 and encodes 190 amino acids. Gene Ontology annotation, molecular function: protein dimerization activity. NCBI's taxonomy places the organism in Eukaryota, Metazoa, Chordata, Mammalia, Primates, Lorisidae. The transcript is spliced from 2 exons.